CUCUUUCUUCUUUCCUUCAUAUAAUUUUACCCUCUUUUCUUGUUAUUGUUCUUCUUCUUCUUCGUUUCGCUCUGUGAUUUUUUUCAAUUCUUGACCUUACUUUGAUCUCCCAUGGCUAUGGAUACUCUAUACGAUUACCACAUAUGGCAACCUGAAGAAGGUGAAGAUGAUCUUAAUGUUACCAUCUCCAAUUCUCACUUGCUUCCUUGUAACUGUUUCCUUUUCCACCUUCACUUCCGCCACAUUCUUCAGUCAAAUCACUCUCAACAAUUUCACUAUCUCCUAAAUUCUUCUCUAUCUUCUUUCUUGAUACCUUGCGAUGUCUUUUUCGCUACUGCCUCCAGUAUCCUCAUCGCUGUUUUCUCUGGCACCGGUGUCGCACAAGACUUCUUGGACACGGCUGUGCCUGACGUUCUCUCUGUCGCCGCUGAUAUCGCAUGCAAUCCUCUUAAUGCUGGCCGUACCAUACUUCCGUUGGCGGUGUCCGUUUUAGUUGUUUCGCCCUACAAUGAACGCCAGGAAAUUGGGCGAGUCUUACGGGAAUCAUCCCCGCAAGCGUUUAAGACGUUGCCAGCUAGUGAGAUGGCAAUCGAAGGUUUGAAGAAAGUGGAGAUUGAUGUUGGUGGAGAGUUGUUGAUUGGAGAAUGUAGGAUAUGUUUGGAUGAACUCAUGAAUGGAAUGGAAGUUACGCGAUUGCCGUGCGCUCAUCUUUAUCAUAGAGACUGUAUUGUUAAAUGGCUGGAGACGAGUCAUUUGUGCCCCUUGUGCCGGUACGCAAUGCCGCUGAGCUGAAUGGAUAGAAUUUGCAGGGAUCAACGGUUGUACAUGAUGAAAUUGAAUUUACAACGGGGAAUGCAUGGAAGCUAAAUAUACAUUGUAUAGUUAUCAUUUGUUGAGUAUUGGGAAGAUGUAAAUUGACUGACCGAAGAUAAAGAACCAACAACAAAGCCUAGUUUUUGUUAGUUUUCAACUUAGCUGAUGUAGAGAAGCAAGAAAAUAAAGUGGACUGGUCCUUGAAACUCCAUUGACCUUGAAACAUAUAGAUCAAUCUAACAGAUAAUAGAAUAUGAGACAGAAGUUCAGUUUGAAGGUUGACAAUGAUUUUAGGAUGCUGAUGAAACCUUCGCGGUCACUACUUUUUGAAGAACAGCUCAAUCAGAGAAGAUUUUUAUGGGGCAAAGCCAACCAGGGUAUGGCCAUGAUCUCUAGAGGGGCAAAUUGUUGAUGUUUUUACUAUUGGACAAGCUUUGUUCAAGAGAAAUUUGCAGAUAGAAAUUCAGACAGCAAAAAGGAUCGCUUGAAGAGAGACAGAGAGAGCAGGAAGCAGGGAGUAUGCCUUUGCCCACAUCCAGAAGAAAUGCUUAUGCCAAUACAUUGCUGACUAAGGUGAGUGCAUAACAUUUGUGUCUCAAUUAAGAAGCAAAAUAUAUUAUGAACAAGGGCUAAUUGAUCAUGAGACUUUAUUUCCAAUACUAUGAUGUACAGCCAAGGUAGUUUAUCAAAUAUUUGAAAUAGAUUUUCUUAAAGGAAA
Cucumis sativus (cucumber) is the source of this 1531-nucleotide messenger RNA. Its product is annotated as E3 ubiquitin-protein ligase RING1. Gene Ontology annotation, biological process: protein ubiquitination. Gene Ontology annotation, cellular component: cytoplasm. The record is from RefSeq and is a predicted model, not a curated record. The transcript is spliced from 2 exons. Bases 112 to 792 code for a protein of 226 amino acids. NCBI's taxonomy places the organism in Eukaryota, Viridiplantae, Streptophyta, Magnoliopsida, Cucurbitales, Cucurbitaceae. Gene Ontology annotation, molecular function: ubiquitin protein ligase activity; zinc ion binding.